Molecule: messenger RNA, 541 nt
Organism: Gamsiella multidivaricata
Lineage: Eukaryota; Fungi; Mortierellomycota; Mortierellomycetes; Mortierellales; Mortierellaceae
Exons: 1
Source: RefSeq, a predicted model, not a curated record
UGUAGAAGUUCAGACGCACAGGUCGCGUCUCUACUCUUGCUGGGCGAUGCGCUAUGAUGACCAGCUAUGGCAGAGUAUACCAACUUGGGGUACAGUGUAGUGCGACAAUGGGUGCGUGGAGCGACUUAGGGAGUCGUACAGGGCAAGUGCUGUUCAGAAAUAUGGGAGGAAACAGACUAGGAACCAUUUGGUCCCGUCUUUCCUUAGUAUUUAUUGACCUAGCAAUUGACUAUUCUAUAACUGCACAUGCUCCCUACUUGCACAUCUCAUAAUUGGACGUGCAGCCUGCGCUUGAUAUGACUGUAGGGAUGUCCUGUACCUAUUCCGUUCAUCGCGCCAAACGUAGCUGGGCCUUCCAUCGCGGAUACCCUGUCUGGGUCCCACGUGGAUCUACCACACCACGCCGGGUUCAUCCAGGCGUACAAGGACAGAAACUUCAUAGAAAAGACGGGACUGCAAUAUGGUAAUGGUAAUGGGCGAUACAUGCACACUCCACAGCAUCCGCUCUAAACCCUUACGGGUACCUUAGAACCCUACAACU